This is a messenger RNA of Phyllotreta striolata, 2781 nucleotides long. Lineage: Eukaryota; Metazoa; Arthropoda; Insecta; Coleoptera; Chrysomelidae. The record is from the annotation of a GenBank genome assembly.
UAUUGGCAAUUUCUUGAAGUUCCUGAAAAUGUAAAAAACGAUAUUAACAUAAUAUAAAGGAAAGACAUCCUGUAUAUAUUCAUGGGCGUCCCUAUAUAUGCGAAAAAAUAAUACAAAUUUUUCUAAUUAAAUUAAAAGCAAUAAGUAAUUCCACAGUUAUCAUUUCUGGCAAAUAUAUAAUUUAAUACACGAUUAAAAAUGUAAUCUUAUCAUUUGCGGCGUAAAGAAUUCCAGUACAUUCGGCGGUUUGAAUACAUAAACGAUUAUUCCAUUGUAAAGAGAGAAAAUUUCGAGAUUUGCCAUCAGAGAAUGACUAGUAGAAUCAGUAUCAAUUAAAUCUUAGGUAGGGAGAGAGUUAGCUUUUUUCCUCCAACGAAAAUAUAAUAUAAUAGGAAGAAAUAGCAGUCGAGUAGAACGGAAUCAAAUUCGUAUUUUACAUUGCGCUGGCGCGUUACGAUUACGUCGACUCGCGAGGCGUGUGUACUGUGUGUUCGGCAGAAUUUUUGUAUUUUUAUUCGAAAGCGAUCGCUUUCGAGGUGUCCAGUUCAUUUUUUUAAGUUCCGUUCUUCCGAGGAUAAUUUAGCUGGCAAUGGCGCCGACAGGUGAGCCCGCUUCGAACGAAUACUAAUCAACUUACCGUGGCUUUUUCCAAAUUCCUGCAUGUUACCAUUAUACAUUUCGGGGACGUUUGUUCGGUCACCAGUUUCCUAACUAGUCCCAGGCCCAAGCCUCGGUUGCAGCCUGUUAUUAGAAUCGACUUCAUGGUUAAUUUGAAUGAAUUAAUGUACCUAGCGCUUCGUGGAAUUGUUCGAGGCGAUUUUUUAAUUUCCAAGGACGAUUGUUAUCCAUCAAAAUCGAGAGCACUUGAACUACUGUGUUUCUAACCUCACUUCGCGGUAGGCGCAAAAGAUAGGCAGUAGAUAAAAUCGCACAAAUGGCGGCAGUGUUAUGUUUUCGCAAUGUCACUUUACGUUUUAUUCAAAAUCGAAAUACUAAUCUAGUGUUUAGUGUUAAAACGAAAUUAGCGCCUAGUUUAGCCAGGCAUUUCUCUACGAGUUACUUCGAGCCUGCAAGUAGAGAAAAUUUUCAGUAUGAUCUCAUCGUCAUCGGCGGCGGUUCGGGCGGUUUGGCCGCAGCGAAAGAGGCCUCCAAUUUGGGCGCCAAAGUGUGCGUCUUGGACUACGUCACGCCGUCCCCGAGGGGCUCCAAAUGGGGCCUGGGCGGCACCUGCGUCAACGUCGGCUGCAUCCCCAAGAAGCUGAUGCACCAGGCCGCCCUCUUGGGCGAAGCCAUCGAAGACGCCAAAAGCUACGGUUGGGUGUUCCCCCAAGCCGAGAACAUCGCGCACAACUGGGAGACGUUGAAAGAAGCGGUACAAGGCCACAUAAAGUCGGUCAAUUGGGUGACGAGAGUAGAACUAAGGGAUAAGAAAGUAGAAUACAUUAAUGGUUUAGGAAGUUUCUUGGACGCCAAUACAGUUCAUGCGGUGGUGAAAGGCACCGAACGAAAGCUAACAGGAAAAUACAUUCUAAUUGCUGUGGGCGGUAGACCGCGUUACCCCAACAUUCCCGGUGCUUUGGAAUACGGUAUUACCAGCGAUGAUAUUUUCAGUUUGACGAAACCGCCGGGGAAAACUCUAGUCGUCGGCGCUGGAUACAUCGGUUUGGAAUGCGCCGGAUUUUUGAACGGCUUGGGUUACAAAGCGACCGUGAUGGUCAGAUCGAUCCUGCUCAGAGGAUUCGAUCAGCAAAUGGCCCAAAUCAUCGAAGCCGAGAUGCGCCACAAAGGCGUUAAUUUCUUGCACAGAUGCAUCCCGAAGAAAGUGGACAAAUUGCCCGACGGGAAAUUGAACGUAACGUGGCAAAACGAACAGAAGCAGGAGUUCAACGACGUGUUCGAUACGGUGUUGUUCGCCAUCGGCAGGAGAGCCUUAACGCAGGAUUUGCAUUUGGAGAAAGCCGGCGUCAGGACGGCCGCCGACGGCGAGAAAAUCGACGCCGUCGACGAGCAAUCCAACGUUCCCAACGUGUACGCCGUCGGAGACGUUCUAUACAAACGGCCGGAACUCACGCCUGUCGCGAUCCACGCCGGGCGUUUGCUGGCCCGAAGGCUCUUCGCCGAUUCCAAGCAAUGCAUGGACUACGACAACGUGGCUACGACGGUAUUCAGCCCGUUGGAGUACGGCUGCGUGGGAUUGAGCGAAGAGGUGGCAAUCGAGAGAUUCGGGGCGGACAACGUGGAGGUCUACCACGGUUACUACAAGCCCACGGAGUUCUUCAUACCGCAGAAGAACUACGCCAAUUGUUACUUGAAGGUGGUGGCGAAGCGCGAGGAUAGCCAGAAGGUGUUGGGGUUGCACUUCAUCGGGCCUUCGGCCGGGGAGGUUAUUCAGGGUUUCGCUGCGGCUAUUAAGUUGAAUCUGACGGUGAAAGACCUGAUGGAGACCGUCGGAAUUCAUCCGACCAUCGCCGAGGAGUUUACCAGAAUAAACAUAACGAAGAGGUCCGGGAAGGACCCCAACCCGGCGUCGUGCUGCAGUUAAAUAGUGGAAUUAAUCGAAAUAAAUGAAAUUUUAUUUUUCUAUGUCUUUGAAGAGAUGUUCUUCGAAACGCCGUUUCAUCACAUGUACCAAUUUAAAUUUCACUUAGUUACCGGCACUCACACUUAAUUAGACUAGAUUACAGGUCUCUUACAGUCCAUAAUUUUUAGAAAAUCGCGGUAUUAUUUUUCUUAUAACGUGUUAAAUUGUCUUGUUAAGUAAAAUACAUUGUUCCAUAGCUC